Messenger RNA from Mauremys reevesii (Reeves's turtle), 2844 nucleotides. RefSeq names its product coagulation factor XIII B chain-like. The record is from RefSeq and is a predicted model, not a curated record. NCBI's taxonomy places the organism in Eukaryota, Metazoa, Chordata, Testudines, Geoemydidae.
UUAGAGACAAUGAAUAUAGCAUUUAAAAGCUGGAUUUUUCUCAUAAUUUUGGUUGAUUCAGGAGAAACCUCGGCAGAAGAUAAGCCUUGUGAUUUGCCACUCAUAGAAAAUGGGAAGAUAGCCCAGUAUUAUUAUAGUUUUAAAAGUUAUUAUUUUCCAAUGAGUAAAGAGAAAAAGCUUUCCUACACCUGCGUGGCUGGCUAUACAACUGAAUCUGGGAGUCAAGAUGCAAGGAUAACAUGCACAGCAACAGGAUGGUCACCAGCACCAAAGUGUUAUAAAAAAUGUAGCAAACCUCUCUUGGAAAAUGGCAUCUUCUCUGAUACAAAAGUGUCCUACAAAAUAUGGGAACAAUUGUUGUACAGAUGUGCUUCCGGCUAUCAAACUCCAGGAGGUAAUGCUGAUGAAACAGUGCAAUGUCUUCCAGAAGGAUGGUCUUCUCACCCAAGCUGUGCUAAAAAGUUUGAUAGGUGCUUAGUACCAGACUUACAUCACGGCCACUACUCCACAACCCAGCGGAUCCUCAAACUGAAUGAAACACUGAUGUAUGAAUGUGAUGAGGGAUACCACACCAGAGGAGGAAACACUAUUGAAAAGGCAGUCUGUCGCACAUAUGGAUGGUCCCUUACUCCGAACUGCACUAAAGUAACGUGCUCCUUGUUAAGUGAGAUAGAACAUGGGAAUUUCUAUCCCAAGAAGAAAAGCUAUGAGGAAGGAGAUGUGGUUCAGUUUUUGUGUCAGAAAAAUUACUCUUUGAAUGGAUCUGAUUUAAUUCAGUGUUAUGACUUUGGAUGGUAUCCAGAGCCUCCAAUAUGUGAAGAUAGAAGAAAUAAAUGCCCGCCUCCACCUCAGCCUCCCAAUGCCAAUAUAUUCACAGAUUUAAGAACAUAUCAUAAUGGAGCCAAAGUACAUUUGGCAUGUCAGCUUAAUUUUACAAUGAGAGGAUCAGAAGAAAUCCAGUGUGAGAAUGGAAAAUGGACUUCACCCCCAAGUUGCAUUGUUUCAGAAGUCAACGAAAAAAUACCAUGUGAUCAGCCACCUCCUAUUGAGAAGGGUACAGCAAUAACUGAGGACAAGAUGUAUUACACAGGAGACACUAUUAGAUACAGUUGUGAUCAUGGCUACAGUAUAAAUGGAUCAAAUGAAAUAACCUGUAAAAUGGGAAAAUGGACAUCACCUCCUAAAUGUGUUGAAACGCGGGAAACCUGCCCCUCUCCACCUGCAGUUAAAAAUGGUGCUAGUUUUGGACCAUUAUUGACAAACUACACAGCAGGUUCCUCAGUAAAAUACAGAUGCCAUCGGUACCACAUAUUGGAGGGUCCUGAAACUGUUCAUUGUGUACAAGGAAAAUGGACAGCUCAGCCAACUUGUUUAGAACCAUGCACUCUUAAUGUGGAUGAUGUGAGCAAUAACAACAUAGAGAUGAAAUGGAGACUGGAAGGAGAAUUAUUUUUCCUGCAUGGUGACACGAUAGAUUUUGUAUGUAAACAGGGAUACUAUUUGUCAUCCUCCAGCAGGCAGUCUCAGCUAACAGUACAGUGUACCCGUGGAAAACUCAGAUAUCCAACAUGCAUUAUGAAAGAUCCCAAAGAAAAAUGUGGCUCCUCCCCUGUUAUUAAGAAUGGAGAUGUUAUUGGCCCACGACUGACAGAAUAUGAGAAUGAUUCUUCAGUUGAAUAUACUUGUUUUGAUCAUCAUUUUUUGCAAGGGUCCAAUACAGUCUAUUGUUCCAACGGACAAUGGACUACCCCACCAGACUGCAUAGAACCAUGCACUUUAUCGAAGGAGGUAAUGGACAAAAAUAACUUAAUACUGAGAUGGAGUUUUGAUGACAAAUCUUAUUUUUUCCAUGGGGACUACAUUGAAUUUCAAUGUAAAGAGAAUCAUUAUGGAGCACCAUCAACCUCAGUGUUUGAUUUUAGAGUACAGUGUAGCAGAGGACAGCUGACAUAUCCAAGAUGUGUUGAGAGAGGAAGGUAAGACGUCAACAGCACUGAUGCUUCAAGGACUGUGAAAGAAGCCACAUUUUAGUUAGAAACCCAAUAAAAUGUUACUGAACUAUUUUUAAAGACCAAGUGUUUGACCUCAUAGCCCACUUAAAACUUAAACCUGUAUUUACACUGGAUAUUUUCUUGGUUUAUGAACCUUAAAUAAAAAAGUCAUGCAAAAAGCUUUAUUUGGUCUGUUGAUCUUCUUUUGGUAAUUCAAACCAUUUUCAGUUCAGUAAAACUGUCCUUAAUAUCAUGCAUAGACCAUAUACUUUCUAUGCAAGAUUUCUCAUAACAUUUGAGUAUUGGACUGUCCCCUGAACUGUGCAUGGAGAUCAUGUAGCUGGGAUUUGAACCUAACACUUAAGAUUUGGGGAAAAUACGAAGAGAUUAGAAUUUUUGCACCAAAUCCAUUACAUGUAUUACAAUAAAGAUGUUUAAAAAUACUUUAUAGAAGUUCCCGUGGUCUUCCCUCUGUUAUCUUAUCCUCCCCAAAAUCUUAGCUUUCUGCAAUUGUUGCUGAGACUUUUCUGUAAGUGAUCGCCUUAAUAAGAAAUGUCCAAUAUUGCAGCACCACUUUUCUGAGUGCUGUAUUUAUAAAGGAAAGCAUAGCUUAUCAAAAGAGAUUAUGGCACCUCAAGUAUGGAGUUGGAUGGAAAGUAGUGAGCAACAGGUGUGGUUCUAUGGGAAAAUUUCAACUUUGUCAAAAACAGGUUUUUAGCCCAAAAAAUGCAGUUUUCUAAAGAAAAAUCCAUUUUUGAGAAGUGUGUGUGUAUAAAUAAUGAAAAAAUAAAUGUGUAAAAAAAAAAAGCUGAUAGUAACCUUUUUUAUAUGAGAUCAAGCCAUGGCUUUGUAA